This is a messenger RNA of Penicillium subrubescens, 1791 nucleotides long. Its product is annotated as glycosyltransferase family 2 protein. Lineage: Eukaryota; Fungi; Ascomycota; Eurotiomycetes; Eurotiales; Aspergillaceae. The record is from RefSeq and is a predicted model, not a curated record. The transcript is spliced from 3 exons. Bases 1 to 1791 code for a protein of 596 amino acids.
AUGCUGGCAUGGCUGACGCGCUGCCUGCCGGGGUUUAGCAUCAUCGGCCUGGCAAUCCUCCUGCUGUGUGCCUUCUCCGACAUUUGCCAGUCUGCUCUGUGGAAGAGCUUCUUCCCUUCAAGUCCGGUCCAUCCCAGCAAACCCUCGCCGCAAGAUGGAUUCUGGAGCGGGCUCAACCUCGCUCAGGCCAUCUUCAUCGUCUAUGCAGUGCUCAUCCACUGCCACAUGCUCGGGUUUACGUUGCGCCUCGGAUGGUCCAUCUUGGGCGCGACUAGUAACGCAAAGCAGGCCUUCAAUCGCCGCAUCUGGCGCAGUCCUAUCCAGUCACCUCAAAUGUCUGGCGAGGAGCUAAUUGAGCAGCCUUUGUCCCCGAUCUCGCUGGCGUCCGACUCGUCCAUUUCCAAGAAGUUUGACGACGCCAAUAUCACCGUGAACGAGCUCCAUGAGGAGGAGCUGAUACACGCGAUUAUCCUUCCCAACUAUUGCGAGGAUUUGCACACUCUGGAGACCACUCUCAAGGUAUUGGCUAGUCACCCGCGGGCUAAAAGACACUAUGAGAUCUACCUGGCUAUGGAGCAGAAGGAGGCCACCGCUAGCGAGAAGGCAUCGCAUCUGAUGUCCAUGUUUGAAAAGUCAUUCCUGAACAUUCGACCAACUUUCCAUGCUACCGGUAUCCCGGGCGAAAUUGCUGGCAAGAGCUCUAAUGUGGCCUGUGCUGCGCGCGCAAUCAUUGAGGUUCAUCGCCCGGAGCUGAAGAUGGAUUGCUGUAAUGUCGUGGUCACGGUCAUGGAUGCGGACACUCACCUCUCGCGUGACUACUUUACCGAGAUUCGCCGUCUACACUAUUCGCACAUCACCGAGGCUGACCGGUCUCUUUACUGCUGCCCCAUCAUCUUUGAUCGCAACUCUCACGAGAGCCCUGCGCUCGUGAGAUGCGCUGAUCUGCUCUGGGGCUUCGCCGGCUUGUCCACCAUGUACCCCGGUACCUGGAUCUCCAUUCCCACCUCCGUCUACUCUCUGCCACUCUCCAUGGCCGAGAAGGUCGGCGGAUGGGACGCUGAUCCGACCGCCAUCGGUGAGGACAUGCACAUGCUGCUCAAGUGCUACUUCGAGACCGCCGGCAAUGUUAUCUCGCGCGUGAUCCACGUCCCCGCCAGCCAGUGCAAUGUUUCCGCCGACGGCGGUCGUGGCUGGCGCCGUACAGUCGACACCCUCUUCGCCCGGUACCGCCAGGCCCUGCGCCAUAUGUGGGGAGCUCUGGACUCGGGCUUCGCAGCCCGUCGCACAAUGAGCUACCUCCGUUUCAACCAGCGGUGUCUCUUCCUGCGCCCUCGUCACUUUGCCCUCCUCGAGCUUCUCUGGGAAGCGCACUUUAUGCCCUGCCAUCUCACCAUCAUCAUGCUGUUCUCCGUCAUAUACUCCAACUGGGUGCCAGCAUCACAACUGCACCCCUCGCUGGCCUGGGCCUUCUCCUUCACCGAUCUGCUUCGCGCGCUCUCCUUCAUCGGAAUGAACAUCUGUCUGAGUCUGUACGAGCGCUGGCAUACACUCUGCCUGAACUCUCGGAUGCAAGAUAUGCGCGAGGCCAAUCUCCCUGAUACUGGCUGCUCCCAGCGCAUCUGGUACCAACCCAAGUACCUGCUAGACCGAGUCUGCUUCCCCGUGGCGGGUACCGUCUUCGGCGCCGUGCCCACCCUGCAUGCCGUGUUUGCGCACUUCUGGACAGACCGCCUGGUCUACCGCGUCAGCAAGAAGCCGACUUUCAACACUGACGCAGCGGGCCUGGCGUAA